GAGCAAGCUUCCCAGUAAACUGAUCCUAGAGCAGCUUGACUGAUGAACAGUGUACAGUGAGAGUCAGUCAGUCAGUCAGCGCGCAGCGUGUCGGACAUCUGAACCGCUUUUAGAUCAGAUCAGAGACGGAUUAUUGAGCUUUUAUUUUAUAGAGAAUCCACUGGAUGUGUAUUUGACCUGCGCUUAGAUCCAAAGGCUCGUUGCUGUCCUCGACCUGUCUGUAUGGAGAGGCAGGCGGUGAAGCGGGCCAGGGAGGCCUUCCUGAGCGGCAGGACUCGGCCUCUGGAGUUCAGACUGCAGCAGCUUCAUGCCCUGCAGAGGAUGCUCACUGAGAAAGAGACCGAGAUCUCCACUGCUCUAAAACAGGAUAUCAACAGGAGCCAGUACGACACACCGCUCUUGGAGGUCAUUGGCAUUGAGAAUGAGAUCAAGCUGGCUACAGAGAAACUGGCGGAGUGGGCGGCUCCACGGCCGGUUGAGAGGAACCUCCUCACCAUAUCGGAUGAGGUUUACAUCCAGCCGGAGCCUCUGGGAGUGGUGCUCAUCAUCGGGGCCUGGAACUACCCCUGGGCCCUCACCCUGCUGCCCCUGGUUGGGGCUAUCGCUGCUGGCAACGCAGCGGUGGUGAAGCCAUCCGAGCUCAGCGAGUUCUCGUCCCUCCUCCUCCGGGCUCUGCUGCCUCGCUAUCUGGACAAGGAUCUGUACCCGGUUGUAACGGGUGGAGUGUCAGAGACCCAGGAGCUGCUGAAGCUCAGGUUUGACCACGUCUUCUACACAGGCAGCGGCACAGUGGGGAAAGUAGUGAUGGAGGCUGCGGCUCGCCACCUCACCCCAGUGACCCUGGAGCUGGGAGGGAAAAGCCCCUGCUACAUCGACAAGGACUGUGACAUCAGAGUCGCCUGCCGUCGUAUCACUUGGGGAAAGUUUGUCAACUGCGGUCAGACGUGCAUCGCUCCAGACUUCAUCCUGUGUGAACCCUGCAUCCAGGGCCAAGUGGUGGAUCGCAUCCGGCAAACUCUCUUGGAAUUUUAUGGCGCUGAUCCCAAAUGCUCGCCAGACUACGGCCGAAUCAUCAACCAGCGUCAUUUCAUCAGAAUCAUGGGUCUGAUGGAGGGUUACACCCCUGUGGUGGGGGGACAGAGUGAUGCCUCACAGCGCUACAUUGCCCCAACAGUGCUGAAGGACGUGCCCCCUCACUCCAGGAUGAUGCAGGAGGAGAUUUUCGGCCCCCUGCUGCCUAUAGUGGCUGUGAGUGACAUGGAUGAUGCCAUCCGCUUCAUCAACGAGAGAGAGAAACCUCUGGCACUCUACAUCUUCUGCUCUGAUAAGAAGGCAACAAAAAGGAUGAUUGAGGAGACCUCAAGUGGAGGAGUUACAGUCAAUGACGUUAUGAUGCACUACACACUCAGCUCGCUCCCGUUUGGUGGUGUUGGUCAGAGUGGUAUGGGCCGCUACCAUGGUAAACACACUUUUGACCAGCUGAGCCACCAGAGGGCGUGCCUGGUCCGCUCUCUGGGCAUGGAGAGUGUCAACCUGGCCCGGUACCCUCCUCAGGACCGCCGGCGGGCGCGGAGGGUGCGGAUGGCACUCAAAUCACCCAUGGUCGACAUGUCCAAGAGGACGUUCAUCUGGGCCGUCGUUGCCACCAUCAUCAGCUUCGCCCUGUUCAUCACGCUGCUGGUCAUCCUGCUCAUAGCUUCAGGCCUCAACUGUACCUGCUGGUACUGGAGAGGCUUUUAUAACUAGAGACAGUGCCACUUCCCUUUGUUAAAAUCAAUCCAAAAGAAGAAGAAGUGCCUGCUGCAACGAUUUCCAUGUAAAGAACACAUCUGAACCCACUUUGAAUCCUCUGUUUUGUAUUCAGAUAUCUUAAAGAUAAAAUAGGAUAACCCUUUACUCUUAACUUUUAUUCGCUGUGUGUCUAUUUUGUAUCAGAUGUCCUCCUACAGCAAUGAGACCAACACGCUUAAACACUGUCCAAAAACACACGAGUCCUGUUCUGCAUUCUUCUUCUGUUUUUUAUUGAAGGUUAACAUUCACUUUUUGAGGAAAUGUGUAUUUUGCUUGUUGUUCCAAAAUAAAAGACUGUUUGAUAUAUUAUGAA
Molecule: messenger RNA, 2104 nt
Organism: Perca fluviatilis (European perch)
Lineage: Eukaryota; Metazoa; Chordata; Actinopteri; Perciformes; Percidae
Product: aldehyde dehydrogenase, dimeric NADP-preferring-like
Exons: 10
Coding region: 223-1746 (507 amino acids)
Biological process (GO): aldehyde metabolic process
Cellular component (GO): cytoplasm
Molecular function (GO): aldehyde dehydrogenase (NAD+) activity
Source: RefSeq, a predicted model, not a curated record